UCGGUAUUCCGCAAAUAAAAUGGUGUGGCUCGGAGGGAGACUACAACGUUAUGGUGAUGGAGUUACUGGGUCCAUCUCUGGAGGACCUCUUCAACUUUUGUUCAAGGAGGUUCUCGCUGAAGACGGUCCUGCUGCUGGCCGACCAACUAAUUUCCCGCACCGACUUCAUUCAUUCGAGGAAUUUCAUCCACCGCGACAUAAAACCGGACAAUUUUCUUAUGGGUUUGGGCAAGAAAGGCAACCUAGUGUACAUAAUCGACUUUGGUCUGGCGAAAAAGUACAGGGACGGCAGGACGCAUCAGCACAUACCGUAUAAGGAAAACAAAAAUUUGACAGGUACGGCUAGAUAUGCCAGUAUAAAUACUCACUUAGGAAUAGAACAAUCCAGGAGAGAUGAUCUGGAAUCUUUAGGUUAUGUUUUAAUGUACUUCAAUAGAGGGUCAUUACCUUGGCAGGGUUUAAAAGCUGCUACCAAACGACAAAAGUAUGAGCGUAUCUCUGAAAAGAAAAUGUCCACCCCCAUUGAAGAGCUCUGUAAGGGCUAUCCUAAAGAAUUUCCUACCUACCUAAAUUAUUGUCGACAGUUGAGGUUUGAAGAACGGCCUGAUUAUAGUUACUUGAGGCAACUAUUCAGGACACUGUUUCACAGGCAAGGUUUCACAUAUGAUUAUGUGUUUGAUUGGAACAUGCUCAAAUUUGGUGGCUCGAGAGGUAGCCAUUGCGAGGAAACCACUGGCAGGGCAGGUGCCAGAUAUGGAUCUCAUGCAGCAACACCAGCUGAUACUACUCCUACCGUACCGCAGUCAAGGUCGAGGAGGCCACAUGAUGGCCGAAUGGAUAUGGUAUCCAGUAAUGUUGCUGCACCACCAAAUGUUCUUGAUGAUGUGAUUACUAGUAAUUCUCCUAGGAUGUAUGAUAGUCACGAACGGAGAGUUUCGAUGAGACUUAGGGCAAGCCAGGGAGCUCCAAAUGCUUCCACUUCGGAUUUGAGCACCUCAAAACAGGCAAAAGAAUUAAAAAAUGCUAAGAAGACCCCCAACCAGCAUCGAACUGAAGCUAGACGACAUAAAUGAAUAUGAAGAAAUACGACAACAGUCCAAAGAAAAACAGCAAAAAACUUUCAAUGAUCCACCAACUUGGCAACCAGGUCCAAAAAGUAAACAGGAAAUUUAUUCUCGUGUUGGAUAUGCACCCAUGGAACAGCAACCAGCUAGAACAAAUUUUUUAUGAUGAUUGUGUUUGAGUGAUGAGAAAUAUUCAAAUAAUUUUAACCCUAUGUCUCUGUAAUAAACAAAAAUUGAUCUGUUU
Leptinotarsa decemlineata (Colorado potato beetle) is the source of this 1308-nucleotide messenger RNA. RefSeq names its product discs overgrown casein kinase 1 (gene dco). Lineage: Eukaryota; Metazoa; Arthropoda; Insecta; Coleoptera; Chrysomelidae. Gene Ontology annotation, biological process: protein phosphorylation. Gene Ontology annotation, molecular function: protein kinase activity; ATP binding. The record is from RefSeq and is a predicted model, not a curated record.